CAGAGAAGGCGAGCAAGGCAGCAGCCCGCAGCCCGCCCCUAGCACGUCCUCAGCCGCGCAGACACUCGGCGAAGCUGGAGGUGAGGGCGGGCGCCGGCGAACUCGGAGAGGUGCUCGCUCACUCCAAACGAUCCUAGACGCUCCGCCGCACCGGCAGCAGCAGCCUCCGCAGCCAACAGCAGCAGCUUCCUUCCUCAGGCUUCCCUCGUGAGGCUGACCGAGCCUGUGUAGCUGGUGGAAAAGGCUCCCGCUAGGGGAACCCGGCAAAGAGCUGCACGGCCGCCUCCCACUCGGACCGUCGGUCGGUCAUCAGUGUCUCCGCCCGCGUGUCCGUCCCGAGUGCCCAGGGAUGUGUGUCAGUUUACGCCUCUGAGAUCACACGGCUGCCUGGGGCCGUGCGAUGCCCACGGCAAGUCUUGGCUUCUCUUUUUGUUAUUAUUUUUACGCUUGGCUUUUGGGAAAUAUUCGUGAUAUUGUAGAAUAAAGGAAAUGACACUUUGAGGAACUGAAAAGAACAUAGAUGCGUUUUGUUCUUAAGAGAGGAAACCCGUCCCCUCUUCCUCUUGCUCCCUCUUUGCUGAUUUCAGGAGCUACCCUCCUCCAGGCAAGGUGGGAAUUCCAGCAAGAAUAAAGGUGAAGACGAGCCGUCAGGACCCAGGAGGGAAACCCUGACCAUUUGCAGAAGACGUUUUGAGGAAGAAAAUAAGAAAGAGGGGUGGGGGGGGUGGGGGAAACCCGCCACACAGACUUUUAAUUAUACAAGAAGCCUACAAAUCCAGCUCUGGAGAAAGCCUCCUCGAAAAUGGAUAUGUUUCCUCUCACCUGGGUUUUCUUAGCGCUCUACUUUUCAAGACAUGAAGUGAGAGGCCAACCAGACCCACCCUGUGGAGGUCGUUUGAAUUCCAAGGAUGCUGGCUACAUCACUUCCCCAGGCUACCCCCAGGACUAUCCCUCCCAUCAGAACUGCGAAUGGAUUGUUUAUGCCCCUGAACCCAACCAGAAGAUUGUCCUCAACUUCAACCCUCACUUUGAAAUCGAGAAGCAUGACUGCAAGUAUGACUUCAUUGAGAUUCGGGAUGGGGACAGCGAUUCUGCAGACCUCCUGGGAAAGCACUGUGGGAACAUUGCCCCACCUACCAUCAUCUCCUCAGGCUCUGUGCUCUACAUCAAGUUCACUUCUGACUAUGCCAGGCAGGGGGCAGGCUUCUCCCUACGCUAUGAGAUCUUCAAAACAGGCUCUGAAGAUUGUUCAAAGAACUUCACAAGCCCCAACGGAACCAUCGAAUCUCCUGGCUUCCCCGAGAAGUACCCACACAAUUUGGACUGCACCUUUACCAUCCUGGCCAAACCCAAGAUGGAGAUCAUCCUUCAGUUCCUGACCUUUGACCUGGAGCAUGACCCUUUGCAGGUGGGAGAGGGAGACUGCAAAUACGAUUGGCUAGACAUCUGGGAUGGCAUUCCACAUGUUGGCCCCUUGAUUGGCAAGUACUGUGGGACCAGGACACCCUCCGAACUCCGUUCUUCUACAGGGAUACUCUCACUGACCUUUCACACAGACAUGGCGGUGGCCAAGGAUGGCUUCUCUGCACGUUUCUACCUGGUUCAGCAAGAACCACUAGAGAACCUUCAGUGUAAUGCCCCUCUGGGAAUGGAGUCUGGCCGAAUUGCUAAUGAACAGAUCAGUGCAUCAUCUACCUACUCAGAUGGGAGGUGGGCUCCUCAACAAAGCCGGCUUCAUGGUGAUGACAAUGGAUGGACGCCCAACUUGGAUUCCAACAAGGAGUAUCUCCAGGUGGACCUGCGCUUUCUGACCAUGCUCACAGCCAUUGCCACGCAGGGAGCAAUUUCCAGGGAGACCCAGAAUGGGUACUAUGUCAAAUCCUACAAGCUAGAAGUCAGCACCAACGGUGAAGACUGGAUGAUGUACCGGCAUGGCAAAAACCACAAGGUAUUCCAAGCUAACAACGAUGCUACUGAGGUGGUUCUGAACAAGCUUCACACACCACUGCUGACAAGAUUCGUGAGGAUCCGGCCUCAGACCUGGCAUUCCGGCAUCGCCCUGCGGCUGGAACUCUUCGGCUGCCGGGUCACAGACGCUCCCUGCUCCAACAUGCUGGGGAUGCUCUCAGGCCUCAUUGCUGACUCCCAGAUCUCCGCCUCGUCCACCCGCGAGUACCUGUGGAGCCCCAGUUCAGCCCGCCUGGUCAGCAGCCGCUCGGGCUGGUUUCCUCGGAUCCCUCAGGCUCAGCCGGGUGAGGAGUGGCUUCAGGUGGACCUGGGAGCCCCUAAGAUGGUGAAGGGGGUCAUCAUCCAAGGGGCCCGUGGAGGAGACAGUAUCACUGCUGUGGAAGCCAGGGCGUUCGUGCGCAAGUUCAAAGUCUCCUAUAGUCUAAAUGGCAAGGACUGGGAAUACAUCCAGGACCCGAGGAUCCUGCAGCCCAAGCUGUUUGAAGGGAACAUGCACUACGACACCCCCGACAUCCGGAGGUUCGACCCCGUUCCGGCACAGUACGUGCGAGUGUAUCCUGAGAGGUGGUCACCAGCCGGGAUCGGGAUGAGGUUGGAGGUGCUUGGCUGUGACUGGACAGAUUCAAGGCCCACAGUUGAGACUCUGGGACCCACCAUGAAGAGCGAAGAGACCACCACCCCGUAUCCCAUCGAUGAAGAGGCCACAGAGUGUGGGGAGAACUGCAGUUUUGAGGAUGACAAAGAAUUGCAGCUCCCUUCAGGAUUCAAUUGCAACUUUGAUUUCCCCGAGGAGACGUGUGGUUGGAUAUACGACCAUGCCAAGUGGCUGCGGAGCACCUGGACCAGUAGCUCCAGCCCAAAUGACCAGACGUUUCCAGAUGACAAGAAUUUCCUACGACUACAGAAUGACGGUCGGAGAGAGGGCCAGUAUGCGAGGCUCAUCAGCCCACCGGUCCACCUACCCCAAAGCCCUGUGUGCAUGGAGUUCCAGUAUCAAGCCACAGGCAGCCAAGGGGUGACGCUGCAAGUGGUUCGGGAAGCCAGCCAGGAGAGCAAGCUCCUGUGGGUCAUCCGAGAGGACCAGGGCAGCGAGUGGAAACAUGGGCGGAUCAUCUUGCCCAGUUACGACAUGGAGUAUCAGAUUGUGUUUGAGGGAAUGAUAGGAAAAGGACGUUCAGGCGAGAUAGCCAUUGAUGAUAUCCGGAUCAGCACUGAUGUUCCGCUGGAGAACUGCAUGGAACCCAUCUCAGCUUUUGCAGGUGAGAAUUUUCAAGGGGGCACCCUCCUACCAGGGACCGAGCCCACAGUGGACACGGUGCCCGUGCAGCCCAUCCCAGCCUACUGGUAUUACGUAAUAGCCGCCGGGGGCGCUGUGCUGGUGCUGGUCUCCGUCGCUCUGGCCCUGGUACUUCACUACCACCGGUUCCGCUAUGCGGCCAAGAAGACUGAUCACUCCAUCACCUACAAAACCUCCCACUACACCAACGGGGCCCCUCUGGCGGUGGAGCCCACCCUAACCAUUAAGCUAGAGCAAGACCGGGGCUCCCACUGCUGAGGGCCGAAGCAAGGACAGCACCCAAAACAAACAAGAAUGACUGCAAACACGUUGCCUCGAUUUUGCACUUUUUUCUCCUCACCUAGUCUCUGUGUGAACUCUCAGACAUCUCUCUCCCAUGUCCCCAACCCCUGAGCGCCCUUAUCCAUCCUGACCAUUUUCCUUGCAUCUUUAUUUUUCUUCUUCUUUUGUUGAUUUCAAACCAACAACACCCAACUCUAAUGCUGCAUCUUGGAUUAUUAUGAGAAGAGACACCACCCUAAGCACUUCACAACUCAAGGCUCAGCUGGUUUUGUUCCAGAGACUGGUCCCUUGUUUUUGCCCUUGCCUUACCCAGACCUCCUCUCGGUGGGCAGUCUGCCAGGGGCCUUGAUAGGAAACCUGGCCCUGGAUGUCUGUACCUAGUGUUUGUUCACAUGUGUGAGUAGCUCUCUAUGUGUGUGGGUGGGUGUGUGAGAGAAUGUGUGGUUCAUUGUGUGUGUGAGGGGUGGUGUGAAUGUUUUUAGUGAGCGCCCCCUUUAACUCUUGUGUUGCUUUUCCUGGGGUACAUUUUACAAGACAAUAGUCUACUGUACUAGUUGUGUUUACUUGGAGAAGAGAUUGAAGCUUUUUUGUUGCCUUACCUA
Messenger RNA from Chrysochloris asiatica (Cape golden mole), 4149 nucleotides. It is a transcript of the gene NRP2, whose product is annotated as neuropilin 2. The coding region runs from base 803 to 3523 and encodes 906 amino acids. The record is from RefSeq and is a predicted model, not a curated record. The transcript is spliced from 16 exons. Gene Ontology annotation, molecular function: semaphorin receptor activity; vascular endothelial growth factor receptor activity. Gene Ontology annotation, cellular component: membrane. Lineage: Eukaryota; Metazoa; Chordata; Mammalia; Afrosoricida; Chrysochloridae. Gene Ontology annotation, biological process: angiogenesis; vascular endothelial growth factor signaling pathway; axon guidance.